Caenorhabditis angaria is the source of this 1258-nucleotide messenger RNA. The record is from the annotation of a GenBank genome assembly. Lineage: Eukaryota; Metazoa; Nematoda; Chromadorea; Rhabditida; Rhabditidae.
AUGAAUUCCACGGGAUGCGGGACAACAAAAAUCUGCUUGUUCAAACCGCGCGGAUGUAAUCCGAAUAUGGAUUGUACGACUGGAGUGAUAUUGGAAGUUGUUGGGGAGAAUCAGAUGAAGGUUCAGAUGGUGGCUGCGGUGAGUUUUUUUUGGGAUUUCAUGAGAAAAAAUGGCGUUUUCACGUAGAAAAACGUGAAAAACUGAAAUCGCUGCGAGACCUCACUCUUUCGAAAAAUGUGUGCGUCUUUGAUUUGGUCAGAAUUUGAUUUUCAGCCCAUAACUUUUUUGAGAAUGCGUUUCAGAAACAAGUAAAUAGUUUUCCUGGCUCAUCUCGACGAGACGAUUCAGAUGGUAUAUUCAGAUUUCUCUGAAAAUGCCCCUAACAUGGCGAAAAUGCUCUGAAAUCACUAUCUAGUGUGUAAACACCGCGACGCACAAAUGCACAAAUUGCGUACCGUAGUUUCAAAUUUUCUCGAAAUCAAGAAAUUUUUGUGAAAAUUUCAAAUGUUUCCAGACAAUAGUUCCACCGGUUCAACAGCAAUAUGUUGCGAUCGCAUUUUCCGAUGAUCAACAAAUGGUAUGUCAAUUUAUUAUUUUCCACACCUCGACCUUUUGUUGAUUAUUACAACCACAAGAUGUUCGAUCAUCGAACGCUUCUUCUCAAAAUUUUUCUUUCCAGGGCAAUGAUUCGGUGACAGAAUGCGUCAUAAGUAAUAUGGGAGAAUUCGUGGGAUACGAGCCCGAAGUCUAUCUGUCCUACAACAAGGGAAAAUCGAAUGAUCGUGUAUUUUUGAACGACGACGAACAUCAAGAAAUGUUCAAAGAUUUGGCGGGAGAAGUGAUUGAUAGUCGGAUGGUUUGCGAAUUCACGCAGCAAAUAAUUCCACAAAUUGACAAUAAGAAUGGAUUGGUUUGGAGUUUGAAGGGCGAUUUUUAUGUGAUGGCGGCGACUGGGUCUGCACAACCUGAUGGUGAGCAAAAAACAAUUUUUUUUUCAAGUUCAAGGUUUUUUUUAGAAGUAAACGCUCAUGAGAUGAAUCGUCAAUCACAUUUCUUCCCAAUCACAUCUGAGAAAACUUUCGAUCUAACUAAAUUCGGAAACUUUGAUCAUCCAACCGCUUUUGUCUCGAAACUCAACACAAAUCGCAUUGAGAAACAUCCACUUCGAACAACCACUUCAGAACCCGAACAAAAUGUGGUCUCGCGACUUUUGACGUCGCCAAUCAUCGCCUUGUUUUCCAUCGUUUUCUUCUUUUGA